AUGGCCGAAGAACAGAACCCCCCCGUUGUCAACGCCGAGGCUGAGAAGGAUGUCCAGAAUGUGCUCGCUGAGCUGAAGGAGGGUGGCGCUGCCGAGCAGCCCGCUCAGGAUGAGGAAGAAGCCCGCAUUAUCGCCGCAGCUGCUAAGCUCGGCGAGAAGUCUGAGAAGGCUGAGGAAAAGGCCACUGAGCCCGAGACCGAGAAGCGCGAGUUCCGCAGCUUCCAGCGCGAUGGCCGCAAUGGCCCUCGCAAGAACAACGCCAAGUUCGACCCCUCCAACCAGGAGGUUACCGACGACCCUGAGGAGAUCCGCAAGCAGGUCGAAUUCUACUUCUCCGACUCUAACCUCCCCAUGGACAAGUUCCUUCUCUCCAAGGUUGGCGGCAGCGCUAACAACGCCGUCCCCCUUGAGCUCCUCCACUCUUUCAAGCGCAUGCGCCGCUUCCAACCCUUCAGCGCGAUCGUCGAGGCUCUUAAGACCGCUGAGAAGGUCGAGCUGACCGAUAACGACACUGCCGUCAAGCGCAAGGUCCCUCUUCCCGAGUCCGUGAACGACCACGACUCCAAGUCUGUCAAGGUCUUCGAGGAUGCCUCCAUGGCCCGCUCCAUCUACGUUAAGGGCUUCGGCUUCGGUGAAGAAGAGGCCACUACCCAGCUCGACAUUGAGGCCCUCUUCGCCCCCUUCGGUCCCACAAACGCCAUCCGUUUGCGCCGCACCAUCGACAAGACCUUCAAGGGCAGCAUCUUUGUUGAGUUUGCCUCCGAGGAGCUGCAGAAGACUUUCCUUGCCCUGGAGAAGAAGCCCCAGUGGAAGGACCAGGACUUGACCUACAAGAGCAAGAAGGAGUACUGCGAUGAGAAGGUCGAGGAGAUCAAGAACGGCAAGGUCUUCCCCUCCAACGCCCGCAACAGUGGUGGUCGCGGCGGCCGUGGCGGCCGUGGUGGCCGUGGUGGUCGCGGUGGACGUGGACGUGGUGGUGGCCGUGGCCGUGGUGGCCGUGACGGCCGUGACCGCAAUGACCGUGACUGGCGCGAGCGUCGCACUGAGGACCAGCAAAAUGGUGCUCAAGCUCCUCGUGAGGCCCAGAAGGAUUCUCGCGGUGUCCCCGUUGUGCAGAGCACCCAGAAGCGCUCCCGCGAGGAUGAGGGUGCCAACGGUGGCGACCACCCCGCCAAGAAGGUGGAUGCCAAGGAGUAA
Penicillium paradoxum is the source of this 1197-nucleotide messenger RNA. Its product is annotated as tRNA maturation protein LHP1. Gene Ontology annotation, biological process: RNA processing. Lineage: Eukaryota; Fungi; Ascomycota; Eurotiomycetes; Eurotiales; Aspergillaceae. Gene Ontology annotation, cellular component: nucleus. Gene Ontology annotation, molecular function: mRNA binding. The transcript is spliced from 3 exons. The coding region runs from base 1 to 1197 and encodes 398 amino acids. The record is from RefSeq and is a predicted model, not a curated record.